Messenger RNA from Bicyclus anynana (squinting bush brown), 702 nucleotides. RefSeq lists its product as uncharacterized. NCBI's taxonomy places the organism in Eukaryota, Metazoa, Arthropoda, Insecta, Lepidoptera, Nymphalidae. The transcript is spliced from 5 exons. The record is from RefSeq and is a predicted model, not a curated record. Bases 1 to 624 code for a protein of 207 amino acids.
AUGCCCAAAAGCACAACAGAAGAACUCACAAGGUCGAGUGACAAACGCCCCCGAAGUUCUAGCAGAUCAACCAACGCGCCCCUCCAUUUUACCUUCCACAAGCCAGGAUGCCAUGUCGAGAGCUGCUGUGGGGUCUGCAACCUCUUCCCAGGAGUACUCCUGAUAGCCUUCUGCCAGGUUCUGGUGGGAUCUGUCCUGCUAACCUUGAUCCUUACUCACGGGAAGCAGUACGAUGAAAUGCAUCUAACUCCAACUUCACAGUUUAUGAGCCUGGCUACCGGCGCAGUGCUGAGCGGCGUCACAGGUGCCGGCCUUCUGCUGAUCGUGGUGGCUCUCACCGAGAACUGCAGGGCGAUGCUAGUGUACCUUCUGGUUGCGUCUCUGGUUUGGUUGGCAAUCAUGUCUCUUGCGGUCUGCAAGAUAAGUAGAGCCUGCGUGAGGUUCCAAGAUGCGCCAAAGAUAAAAGACGAGCAACAUCGGCUGGCUAACCUAGCUUGCGUUAGUGGACUGUGUACGUUUAUCGGAGCAAUUCUUUACUUCUUCUCUUUCGUGGUGGUUUUCAGUUUCUACCAUUUCCGCUACGUGCGCCGCGCCAUACUGAUGCACGAGGCAGAAUGUGAAUAACAAAAUAUACUCUACAAUAAUAUUACAAGACUCUUGUAUAAAGGUCGCCAUUGACGGUCAAUUUUUCUCACGUUUCUG